Molecule: messenger RNA, 306 nt
Organism: Trichoderma harzianum CBS 226.95
Lineage: Eukaryota; Fungi; Ascomycota; Sordariomycetes; Hypocreales; Hypocreaceae
Exons: 1
Coding region: 1-306 (101 amino acids)
Source: RefSeq, a predicted model, not a curated record
AUGUCAGCUGGUGGCAAAAGGCGCUCUCAAUUGUUCAUCGUCUGUCUGGGCUGGAGUACCUUGGAUGCGGCCCCGGCUCGCUCUUUGGUCGGAGCCGGUGGAAUGGCAAAUGAAACGGAGAUAUACCGGCAACACGGCCGUGCGAUUGGAAGGCCGAGGAAACGCUUAAUUGGGCAGGACAAAGAAAAGCAGAUGAAAAAGUUUUCCGAUUCCAUUGUCCUAGUGGCGCUGCGAUGUGGCACUUGGCUGCGUGACAGGCUGUCAUGUUGCGCCGCUGAGGUACUGCUAGUGCAGACGGGCAUCUAG